AUGAAUGACAUCGCUGACCAAACGAGCUCGUUCUCGCUACUGGCGGCUCUCAAAUUUGCACCAGCCAUCUUCCUUGCUUUGUGGGUUGUCUAUCAACGUUACUUCUCAGCAUUUGCUGGCAUACCGGGGCCAUACUGGGCCAGCCUCUCGCGAGGAUGGCUUGCGUACCACUCAUACAAAGGAGACCUCCAUGUGAUCAUGAUGCGCCUCCAUGAAAUCCACGGCAAGGUCGUUCGGAUUGCCCCUAGUGAAGUGAGUAUCUCGGAUCUCACGUCAAUCAAGACAAUUUACGGUGCUGGGUCGAAAUUUCGAAAGUCCGACUGGUACAGUGUCUGGCAAGGACGACGAAAAUUUGACCUGUUUCCUGAACGCGAUGAUGCAAUCCAUGCUGCCCAAAGACGACUGGUCAGCAGACCAUAUGCUAUGUCCACUUUGAAGGAGUUGGAGCCAUAUGUGGACAGCGCCAUCCAUGUUUUAUUCGAUAAGCUUAACGAGAUGGUGGGACAAACUGUGGAUAUGGGCAAUUGGGUCCAGCUCUAUGCCUUUGACGUAAUUGGCGAGGUUACAUUCUCCAAGCGUUUCGGCUUCAUGGACGUUGGGUCAGAUGACGGAUCUUUCAAGCAGAUUGAAAAUGCCUUGCAGUCGGCUGCUUGGAUUGGUCAAGUCCCUUGGCUCUACUGGCUUCAUGAUUACUUAUCCCCAGUUAUCGGUACAUGGCUUGGUAUCGCCUCUCGACACGGUAGCUUGAGGAAGUUCGCAGCACGCGAGGUGGCUGCUAGGCAGGACCGUGGAUCCGACCACCAGGACAUCCUUGGAAAGCUCCUCGCUGUGCACCAUGACAAACCUGACCAAUUUGACAACUCGGAUCUGGUCUCAAUGGCGACAUCGAACAUCUUCGCCGGCAGCGAUACGACAGCCAUUUCCAUCCGCGCGAUCAUCUACUAUAUGCUGAAGUAUCCCGAGGCCAAGAGAAAGCUCAUUGAAGAAGUCGAUACUCUUUGGCAACAAGGAAAGCUCAGUGACCCUGUUACCGUCGCUGAGUCUGAGAAAAUGCCGUAUCUCCAAGCUGCCAUGUACGAGGCAUUGAGGUUGCAUCCGGCUGUUGGCAUGACCCUGCCGCGUGUUGUUCCCAAAGGUGGAUAUGAGAUUGAUGGACGUUUCAUGCCGGCUGGGUCCGUUGUAGGGGUUAACCCGUGGGUGGUCCAUCGCAACACAACAGUCUAUGGCCAAGACGUACAUUCUUUCAGGCCUGAGCGGUGGCUGAAAGAGGAUAAUGGCGACCUGCGUAAGCUACGUGGUACCAUACCACCUUCGCUCGCUGACAUUACUGCAGAACUGGAUGGAGAUGGCAAAGGCAAGAUUCUUAUCCCAAACUCUUCAGAGCGUUCAUUGACCAAUCUUGUGCUGACCACAUUGCAGCUCAUCCCCACUCUACUUUUACAUUUUGACAUUGAAUUGGUCGACCCGAAUGCCUUGUUGGAGGAAAAGUGCCAGUAA
This is a messenger RNA of Colletotrichum gloeosporioides, 1497 nucleotides long. Its product is annotated as Cytochrome P450 monooxygenase gsfF. The transcript is spliced from 7 exons. Gene Ontology annotation, molecular function: monooxygenase activity; oxidoreductase activity, acting on paired donors, with incorporation or reduction of molecular oxygen; iron ion binding. Lineage: Eukaryota; Fungi; Ascomycota; Sordariomycetes; Glomerellales; Glomerellaceae. The coding region runs from base 1 to 1497 and encodes 498 amino acids. The record is from RefSeq and is a predicted model, not a curated record.